AUGCAGCCUUCCCAUUUUCGGGGGAAUAACCCAAGUUCCUACGACCUGCCACCCGUACAAUCUGUGACGGGCGCAUUCCCGGCCCCGGCACUGCUUUCCGCUCCGCCCAGCAGGCCUGACAGCGGCAUGCGAAUGGCCCAUUUACUGCAACCGAUGCCCCAGCACCUCCCACCCCCCGCUACCUCGCCAUACUCGCGCUUUUAUGACUCCGCAUCUGGGUCACCCGCGGAAAGUGGUGCACUCCCAGAUGCGCAGCUAGGGUCAGUACCGGGCGGUCCGGCGCUGUACCAAACCAGUCCUGUUGGCCAGCAGCCAACGCCCGCGCAGCUGCAGCAAAAGCGCGCAUAUCGACAGCGUAGAAAGGAUCCCAGCUGCGAUGCUUGUCGCGAGCGCAAAGUCAAAUGCGAUGCCUCGGAGUCGUCUAGUUGCACGGAAUGUAACAAUCGCAAGGUGCGAUGCCAGUUUACUAAGGAGACGAAUCGUCGCAUGUCGUCUAUUAAGCAAGUGCAAGACUUGGAAAAGCAAUUGCAGAAUACCAAGCAGCAAUUACAGCAUCUACAGACUGGCAUGAUGCGUCCUGAUCGCAUGGUUGAUGUCGAUGAGGGCAUUGCGCAGCCCUUAAUUAAAUUGCCGGAGAUUGAGUACCGUCCAGUGCGCAGGUCGAAGGCACCGAUUGCUCAGGAUUUCUCGGAUGUGCGAUCUAAUAUACGACAUUACGGUCAUGCCAUCUUGAAGGUACCCACGCCGUAUCGACAACAGGGCGCUGAGUCUUUGGUGACUGGUGAUGCGCCAGAGCUGCCCCCGAAGAAUCUCGCGGACCAUUUGUUGGCGCAAUAUUUCAAUUGUAUUCACUCGGUGCUUCCGGUGCUUCACUGGCCCAUCUUCAUGGUAGAGUAUGAGAAGGUCUAUCGGUCGGGGUCACUGUUGGGUGUCCCGAAUGAAUGGGCUGCUGUGCUCUUUGGUAUAUUUGCCUGCGGUGCCAUUCACACCAACGAGUUGGAUCGGGAAGAGCAAGGCAAGAAAUAUAUACGCAUUUCCUGCGGAAUCAUCGACGUGUGGCACGACAACUUUAAUCUGGAUCGAGCUCGAGCUGCGCUACUUGCCAGUAUUUUCCUCUACGAGGUCAAUUCAAAGUCGGCGAGCUGGGUAUGGAUUGGUUCGGCGGUACGCGUGGCUCAAGAGAUGGGGCUACAUAUUGAGUCAGGGCCAUGGCCUGCAGUUGAAGGGGAGAUGCGCAAGCGCGUUUGGUGGGGAUUAUACGCUUGGGACAGAUUACUCGCUCUCGAAAUGGGCAAGCCAGUCUUGAUCAAUGACCAAGACUGCGACAUUGAUCUGCCCUGUCCUGUAGACGAGCAAUAUAUCAUAGAAAGCGGAUCAAUUCCCGAAAGCCAACAAACAUCGCCCCUUCUAGCAACCAUCCAUGUUGUCCGUUCAAUUGGCCAACUCACGCGAACCCUUCGAUCAGCUACCAUCAGCCCCGCCACUCUCGAGACCUUCGAACUUCACUUCAACACUUGCCUCGCAACCUUCCCCUCCCAGUUCCACCCAAGGACCGACCAAGACCUCGAUCCUCGCUCUCUCGCUCCAGUAAUAUACCUCCAAAACGCCCGCCUUCUCCUCCACCGCCACAACAUCUCCCCCUUUUGCCCGGAUAUCGUCCGUUCUUCCGCAAUGGAUUAUUGUGUCUCUACAGCCCUCGACACAGCCAACAUCCUCGCUCGCUGCAUGCGCAACUAUCCAAACGCAAACACAUUACCCCCAGGCCCGGCAGGAAACAAUGACCCGCGCGCCCUCUUCGCCUCCUGCGCCGGCUCCCUCCUAUGCACACACAUCUGGCGCUGCACUCUUCUCCUCCUCUUCCGCCAAGAAUUUGCCGGCGCGCUAGCCUGCGUCCAGGCUCUCGCCUCAAUAGGCGAUGUCCGCACCGUCAAUGCCGCCUGUGGCCGCUACUUGUCCUUCUUCCUCCACCGCCUGCUCUCCCGGCUCCGCCGCGGCGACAACAUCGACCUAGAAAGGGACGAGGAAAUGAUGGCAUAUGUCUCCGGCGAUAUGCAAGGAACAAGCGAUGGCAGCUGGGUUUGGCACGGCAGCGAAACAGGAUCUCAACUCGAGACUAUGUCCAUGUCGCCCAUGCGGUCAACACCUGUUUCCGGGGGCCACCCGAAUCACCGUGAGCGCGAUGCUGAAUGGGAAGGCUGGGAGUGGAUUGAGAAGACUGUGCAAGAUCUCUUUACCGAGCAGCGGCAGCGGGCUUAUGCUCAACGAGAUACGCCGAUGGGGGGCCAACCCCGUCAAGAAGGUCCUGCGCCUUCGGGGUCGAGUCUUGCGCCUGAGUUUGCGGGCUCGAAUUCGGAUCGCAGAUCUAGCUCGGCGCAUUCACGCAUGACGAUUGCUAACAUUAUUUGA
Molecule: messenger RNA, 2406 nt
Organism: Penicillium nucicola
Lineage: Eukaryota; Fungi; Ascomycota; Eurotiomycetes; Eurotiales; Aspergillaceae
Product: transcription factor domain-containing protein
Exons: 2
Coding region: 1-2406 (801 amino acids)
Biological process (GO): DNA-templated transcription; regulation of DNA-templated transcription
Molecular function (GO): DNA-binding transcription factor activity, RNA polymerase II-specific; DNA binding; zinc ion binding
Source: RefSeq, a predicted model, not a curated record